AUAAACUGCUGCCCAAAAGCAAGCCUCGGAGAACUUCAAUAACCUCCAGGAAAGCUUGAGGUUAGGGAGACUAGCACAGCCAAAGAAGACAUGAGGAGUCUGCUGGCACUGCUGGUCGUGUCCCUGGCCCUGGCAGCACUCUGCUGUUGUGAGAAAGAUCCCAAAGAACCCUCAGGAUCUCUCAGUGCUGACAGCAUCAAGAUUAAAAAAGAAGUUGCCAAUGCCUUUGUGAAGAGGAGGAAGAGAGCCAGCCCUUAUGAAUGGUACUUGGAGUACUACAAAAGCCCCAUGGAGCAGAUGCACGAGCGCUGUGAGAACUACCCGCCCUGUGACUAUCUCUCUGACCAAGUAGGGUUUGCCUUGGCCUACAACCGCUUCUUUGGGAGAUACUGACCAGGGGAAGGUCUCUCUGCUCGUUUGGCUUGGAGCACUCCAAACCCUACAGGAGAAAGAAGUCGUGGUUGGGAAGGAGGGAAGGAAAACAUCUGGACUGGCGUCUUCUUCUGUUGUCUCCCAACCAGCUGGAACACCAAGGCAGGGAUUAUCCCACUUCCAUUAACUUUCUUCCUUUCAUCAAUAAAGUCUCUCUUCAGACAUA
Molecule: messenger RNA, 598 nt
Organism: Passer domesticus (house sparrow)
Lineage: Eukaryota; Metazoa; Chordata; Aves; Passeriformes; Passeridae
Product: osteocalcin-like
Exons: 4
Coding region: 91-393 (100 amino acids)
Biological process (GO): regulation of cellular response to insulin stimulus; osteoblast differentiation; response to vitamin K
Cellular component (GO): extracellular region
Molecular function (GO): hydroxyapatite binding; structural constituent of bone; calcium ion binding
Source: RefSeq, a predicted model, not a curated record